AUGAGCGGCGGAAAGCUCCCUGCCGUCCAGUCCCUCGACAAGCCAGAAGAUCUUGGACAUCUCCUCCGCCAAGACCGUGGCGAUGACUGCCUAAGCUGCAAGGUCGUCGGGAGCGGUGCUUUUUUCGGACUAGGAGCGUACAGCUACCUCUCCGGCAUGUCGCAGCUGCAGAGGCAGCGUCAGGCCAUCCUCCGGAGCAGGUCCAUGUUCGGCAUGAGAAGCCGCAAGUUUGGCAUCGUCGGCAUCUCGCUAGGCCUGGUGUGGAUGGGACUCUGGAGGGCGUUCCGGUGA
Metarhizium album ARSEF 1941 is the source of this 291-nucleotide messenger RNA. RefSeq lists its product as uncharacterized. The record is from RefSeq and is a predicted model, not a curated record. NCBI's taxonomy places the organism in Eukaryota, Fungi, Ascomycota, Sordariomycetes, Hypocreales, Clavicipitaceae. The transcript has 2 exons. Bases 1 to 291 code for a protein of 96 amino acids.